Theobroma cacao (cacao) is the source of this 1630-nucleotide messenger RNA. NCBI's taxonomy places the organism in Eukaryota, Viridiplantae, Streptophyta, Magnoliopsida, Malvales, Malvaceae. The record is from RefSeq and is a predicted model, not a curated record.
GACAGAACUAAUACAAGAGCAUGAUUUCCCAGGCGAAACAACUGAAAUCCAAAUCAGCCAAUAUGAUCGGUUCUAUAAAUUAGUAGGAAACUUUAAACGGGGUGCAAGUGAACAUACAUGUGCCAGAACUCCAAAAGGGUAUAUAUCGGGCAGUAUGUCCGGUAUUUAUCCGCAACGGACGACUAUGUUAAGGAACUUGAAGAACAAGUUUCGCUGCUUGAUGGCUUGGAUGGUCAACAGCAAGAAAACAGUUUUCAAAGUGAACAAGCUGCAGCUGCAGGCCAUGUAAUCCCGCUGCAUGGCUUAGAACAAAACCAAGUGAUUAACCAAUCUCAGAUUGAUCAACGGUCUUCAGUUUCUCAGACAAACUCAACAGGAAGCGGUGGUCGUCGUAAAGGAUCCGUGCUAAGUGAAGAGGAGAAAAGAGAAAGGAAGAGACUAAAUGACGCCAAAUAUAGGUACAACAAAAGGGUCGAGAAUGAAAAGCUGAAGGAUGAGAUUAACAUGUUAAGAAGCAUGUUACAAGCAUCAGAACAAGGAAAGGAAACUGAGGCACCAAGUAUUCAUGGACCGGUGCAGGACUUCGGUAGUGACAGAGAUCUUCCCGUUGUUGUGGAGGACCAACCUCCAAGGAUUUUGGAGGAAAACCAAUCACCCACUAAUCCUCAGGAUGCUUCUUACAGAGAUCUUGUUGUUAUGCAUAAUGAUGUUCAGAGUCAUUCCUUGGAGGAAAACCAACCAAUGACUUACCUCCAGAUUGAUGCUGGGAUCUCCCAGGAGGAAAAUCAAGUACUCACACCCCCCCAGUUAUCUCCUGCUUGCUGCUUAACAUUGAUGGAAAAAUUGGAACGAGAUGAGAGGAGUACCGUUUCAUAUUCUGAUUUCAAGACACUAUUGCAAGGAGAGAAACAAGAGGUUCGAGGAUACAGGAUUCCAUUGGUUUUGCAGCCUAUUUUUGAAAAGAUAAUCACUUCCUAUGGUGAUAUAACAAGCAAUUCUUUGUUAAGUUCUUUUUCUGCUGAAAAUGUAUUGCUUCAGUUUUUAGCCACAAUCCAAGAAAUGGGGGACACAUCUUUGGAACAAGUGACUGAGGAGUUGAUUUUCAAAUGGAGAGACUGCAUAGCUGAAGCUAAACGCAUCAAAUUCAAUGUAGACUUUGCGACAGAGCAUUUAAAGAAAAUCGCAAAGUCUUAUCUGAAUCGAAAAGCUUGUAACGAGUUGAGCUGCAUUGAUAAAAAGAUAGAGGUAUUGGAGAUAGAGCUCAAUGAUUUGAAAAGAGAGAAGCUCGUAAAACUCGAGAUGUAUUCAUCUCAGCUGUUGCCAGCUUCAGAUGAUUUCCGUGGAAAUGUUGGUUUGUUUUAAUGUUUUGUGGAUCUCACUAUGGUGUACAAGAUUGUUUUUGAAGUUAGGUUCACUAUGCCAUUAUCAAAAAAAUUAAUCAUUAUGGCAUUUAUCAUUAAUUAUGUAGUGCAGGAACAUGGUGGUUGGCGUUCUCCUCUGGGAGGUCCCUCCUAACAAGGCUGAAUCUUUAAUUUCUUGAAAAGAUAGAACUGAAAUCCCUCGAACUGUAGUAAUAUUACUAAACAUUAUUCUAGAAUUUAACUAUUGAAGUAUGUUAUUUCUUUUCUUA